UCUUAAUUACUUAGUCCAAAGUGAAGUAAAGGAGCUUGCUUGUCCCUUUUACCCUCUCUCUAGAGCCCACUUUUGGUAUAAGAGUAAGCAAACAGGGGAAACAUCUGUGGAGAUAUGGACAUGAAAGGGGAAGUUUUGAAAUCAAGAUUCAAGAGGGUAUGUGUGUUUUGUGGGAGCAGUACUGGCAAGAGGAAAUGUUACAGAGAUGCUGCUGUUGAAUUAGCCCAAGAAUUGGUGGCAAGAAAAUUGGACCUUGUUUAUGGAGGAGGGAGUACUGGGUUAAUGGGUUUGGUUUCACAAGCUGUUCACCAUGGUGGAGGCAAUGUUCUUGGGAUCAUUCCUAGAACUCUAAUGAGUAAAGAGAUAAGUGGUGAAACUAUUGGGGAAGUAAGGGCAGUAGCUGACAUGCACCAAAGAAAGGCAGAAAUGGCCAAUCACUCUGAUUGUUUCAUUGCCCUACCAGGUGGCUAUGGAACUUUAGGGGAGUUAUUAGAAGUCAUAACUUGGGCUCAGUUGGGAAUCCAUGACAAACCUGUAGGUUUGCUUAAUGUUGAUGGCUAUUAUAACUAUUUACUUACUUUCAUCGACAAAGCCGUGGAUGAUGGCUUUAUCAAACCUUCCCAACGCCAUAUCUUUGUCUCUGCACCAAAUUCUAAAGAACUGGUUCAAAAGCUUGAGGAGUAUGUGCCUGUCCAUGGAGUCAUUGCUAAAGCAAGUUGGGAAGCUGAACAGCUGGCUUUCACUGCUACUACUACUACUUUACAGACUGAGAUCACUCUAUAAAGGAGAGACAUGAAAAUGGAAUAACAUGGAAAAGAAGGAAAAAAAAGGGUGUUUUAGGCUCUUAGUCUUAGCUUUUUACUUUGAUUUUUGGGUCAUUAUAUAUAUAUACCAACCAUGCCAUUAACAAUAUGGUAAGGUUUGAUUAAUGACAAGAGAUAAAGAAAGUUGACAGAAGUGGUCUUGUUUUGGUAUUAAAAGAGGUAACUCAUUUACUUGGGCAUUUAAGUUGUAUUUUGGUUAUCUAUGGUGAUGUAAAAUAUCAUAUAUAUAGAAAGAAUAGGUAUGCUUGCAUUACUUUUGAUGAAAGUUUUACAUAUUUUGUUCUUAGUUCGGUUGGGAUCUGAAUUUCAGACUACAAUACUACCAUUGCUACAUUCUCCAGCUCAUUUGCAGGGACAGUGGUAUUUUUGAACUAUAGCCGCUGAUUAUGAUGUAAUUGCUAAACUAGACUUUGACUAGUUCAAGUGGUAAGGUGAAAUCACUAGCCAUUUUGCCCUGAUAUUGAUGUGUUAUUUGCAUUAUAUGAUAUUAAUAAGAGUUUUGUUAGCCUUUGGGGAUUGGGGGGACUUUUGCUUGAACAUAAAUGGAAAGCUUCAUAUAUUAUCUUAUGAUGUGAUAGUUUCUACCAUGUACAUGCAUUUCAAUGAACAGCUUCAAGAAAUCAGUCAUUCAUCCCUUGGAACUCAUUUAUUUGAUGAUUUUUGAGUUCUGAAUAAAUGGUUAAAAAAAUUGUAACUUAAAAAUGAGAAUUAGUUGUAAAUUUAACCAAGUAUAAUAACAUCAUUUCAUGGCUGCCUGGUCCUACUCCUAUAGCAAGGAACAAUAUAGUACAAAGGUAUACGGCCAUUGGUUGCCUAGAAGAAGCAUGUUAUCAUCAGGUUCAGGUCAUGGGGCCGGAGAAUCUGACAACUGUUGCCGACCGGCUUUUAGUUUUGUUUUUUUGUUCUCAGUUUUUGUCUGCUUUUGUGCUGCUCCGGUCCUUCCCUACGCAAAGGCAUAACGGUGGUGUGGUGGCCGCCAGCUGCUGCUCAUCAACAUGAACCACCUCUUUGAUUUUGUAUUACUAGUGAAACACAACCCAGAAUAUUUAAUUUCUCUCAAGUUUGAGAUAU
This is a messenger RNA of Gossypium raimondii (Peruvian cotton), 1895 nucleotides long. Its product is annotated as cytokinin riboside 5'-monophosphate phosphoribohydrolase LOG5. The transcript has 7 exons. The record is from RefSeq and is a predicted model, not a curated record. Gene Ontology annotation, molecular function: hydrolase activity, hydrolyzing N-glycosyl compounds. Gene Ontology annotation, biological process: cytokinin biosynthetic process. The coding region runs from base 115 to 783 and encodes 222 amino acids. Gene Ontology annotation, cellular component: cytosol; nucleus. NCBI's taxonomy places the organism in Eukaryota, Viridiplantae, Streptophyta, Magnoliopsida, Malvales, Malvaceae.